AUGAUCGCCGUCGGAAUAAAAGACACGGAUUUGGUGCCGAUCGUGUGGCAAGUGAGUCACAUGGCCGGGUACGCGUUGACGAGCGUGGUGGGCUUGGCCAGCAGUAUCAUGUUCUACCUGGCCGUGGUACAGUCGGGCAACCGCUGUUACCUGUACAACUCGGCUAUUACCGUGCAGGACUUGUCCAGGGAAAAGAACCAGACGAUCCUGUCCGACGAGCAGGUCUGGUACCGGAACGACAACUGUUACGACACGUUCUCGUUCUCGUUAAAGGUGGGCAUCAGCUCGGUCGUGUGGAUGAGCAUGUUCCUGGUGUUCGGCCGCGGUGGAUCUUCAGUCUCAGAGUUCGAUCACAGCAAAUACUUCAGUGACAUGGUCGGACAGUGGCAAGUGGUCUUCUUCGCCAGUUGUUUCAAUUUUUGGUAUUUCAUACGUUCGAUCAUGAUAGCUGCACAGUUUACCAACGGCUAUCUAUUAUUUGUCGCCACCCUAUUACACCUACCGGUAGACAACUACAUUUACACUCGAUUUGAAAAAUAUGAGAAACCGUACUACAUCAGAACCAUAGUAUUAUUGUGGUGUCAGAGUUGUUUGUGUACGUUAAAUUUUCUAUUGACUAUUUUUCGUUGUGCUAUGGGUGUGGACUUUGAGGUGAAUUUCAACGAUGACGAUGGCGACAACGACGACAACGACGAGCCGGUCGCCGGUCCUUCAAAUCAAACGAAAAUAAAAAGUAUGCAGCCUAUGGUCUUGUACGAUGACAUCACGUUAGAUUAUGUCGGGGUGCCAACACCGUGAAUAAAGUCUGAAUCCAAAAUGUUCGCAGAAUUGAUAAAAAUAAUAAUUUAGUAUUCGAUUGGUGUCGAAACGAUACUUUAAGACGUUUUUUUUCUUCAGAUAUAUCAUAAUAAUAGUAUAAUAAAAUAUAUGUAUUUAUUAUUUAUUCACAUUCUCCAGCGGUAACAUAAUAAUAUAUUGUAGUGACUAUAUAAUUCAAAACGAUCGUGAAAAAAAUCAUUCCAACAUUUUCUCUUUAUUUUGGGUUUAUAUACAGUUGAGUAGAAACAUGGUCAUAUUACACACUUAUCCGAUACUUUUUUAAAGAUUUAUUUUUCAUUAAAAAAAAAUACAUAUAGGUAGAUCUCAAUAAUGCUGAAGACACUGAUUUAGUCAGACGAAUAACGUGUCAAUUGCACAGAUACAUUAGAUUAGAAAAAGGACAAAUAAAAUAAAAAUCGUACGUAUUAUCUAUCCAAUACAUACCAGAAUCAAAAAAAUUAGAUAACCAGGGACUAGAAAAUAACUGCAACAUAAAUAAUUAUAAUGAUUUUUACGUA
Molecule: messenger RNA, 1337 nt
Organism: Myzus persicae (green peach aphid)
Lineage: Eukaryota; Metazoa; Arthropoda; Insecta; Hemiptera; Aphididae
Exons: 4
Coding region: 1-798 (265 amino acids)
Source: RefSeq, a predicted model, not a curated record